UCCUUCAGCGUGUCGACUGUCGACUACCAACAACAACGACAGUAGCCGGCGGUUAAUAAAGAUCGUCUAGGUCUUAAAGAUCACAUUCUCACUGUUCUAAUGAAAGAGGAAAAGAACAAGCUUUAUUUUUAUUGCUAGACACCUUUCCUCAGCUACAGUAGUAAUGCCACUUCUUAACAUUUCGUGUUUGACGAGAUACUAUAAGCUAUCAAAUGUGGAGGCUGUCCGGCAGUACCACAGAGUCUCCAAGUUAUUCCAGCCCCUCAGCGUGAAGCCCAAAGAUGCCACUGUGACCAAAGAUGAAGCGAUCUCGAUUUCGCAAAAGCUCUUGAUGGACACAGGAAUCAUCAGUUUAAGAAGCAAUGGGAUGUUUGCUCUGUUGCCUUUGGGAGAGAGGGUGAUGAUAAAACUUACGAAGCUCAUUGAUAAAGAAAUGAGUUGCAUUGGAGCUCAGAGAUUAUCCCUGCCAUUGCUCACAAGUGGAGACCUGUGGAAGAAAACAGGUCGCUGGGAAUCUACAGGACAGGAAUUGUUGAAACUAGAAGAUCGUCAUGGGAAAGAAUAUGUCCUGAGCCCAACCCAUGAGGAGGCAGUAACAUCUUUGAUGUCAGAAAUAUAUCCGUUUUCCUUCAGGCAAUUACCUCUACGUUUGUACCAAAUCAACAGUAAAUUUCGGGAUGAGAUGAAACCACGAUUUGGUCUAUUAAGAUGCAGAGAAUUUAUAAUGAAGGAUUUAUACACCUUUGAUGACUCUGUGGAAGCAGCACAUGACACUUAUGAAGAAAUAUGUAGUUCCUAUGACCGUAUAUUUCAACGCCUUCAAAUUCCAUUUCUCAAAGUUACUGGUGACUGUGGGAAUAUAGGAGGCAGCCAUUCCCAUGAAUAUCACUACAUAUCACCCACAGGGGAAGACACAUUGUUUGUGUGUGAUAAUUGUGGAAACACUAAAAAUGCGGAACUGGUCUCGAGUGACGAAAGUGACUCUUGUGAUAAAUGGAGUCAUGUACGUCAAGUCACAGGUAUAGAGGUAGGACAUACAUUCCUCCUUGGAACAAAAUAUUCAAAACCCCUUAAAGCAUCUUACCAAAAUGAGUUGGGCAAACCAGAACUACUUCAGAUGGGCUGUUAUGGCAUUGGAGUGUCCCGCCUUUUGGCUGCCUGUGUGGAGGUGCUUGCUCAAGACAAAAACAUAAAAUGGCCAUGGGAAAUUGUACCUUUCAAAAUUUGCCUCAUAGGUCCAAAGAGAGGAAGCAAGGAGGCAAGUAGUGCACUGUGGGUGGAUCACUUGGCCGAGGUGAUGAGCGGAAUGCCAGACCUGCAAGAUGAAGUGUUGGUGGAUGAUCGGGAUAGGCUCACUAUAGGGAAGCGAGUAAUGGAUGCUAAACAGACUGGGUAUCCGUUCAUUAUUGUCGUGGGUAAGAGAGCUUGUGAAAUGGUCCCAAUGUUUGAGCUGCUGGACUGUACUAUGGGGAAGUCAGAGUUCCUGUCUCAUAAAAUGUUAAUGAAUUGGGUGAGAAAAUUACCAUUAAGGUUUUCAAGCCCAAGACAAAAAGUAUGAUCAUGAAAGAAAUUUAGACGUCUAAGAAGUGGCUGGCAUAGUAUCUGGUAUGUCAUGUAAGGAGAUGAGGAGGAGCGUAGGUUGGAGUAGCUUGUCUCAUCAAAAAAGAGAGAAAGAAUUCUUCUUAAUGCAGCCCUCUUUAGCAGCAACACUUUAGGAAUCAGAAACAGUUUUAAUUGUUUCUUUGAGUGCAAGCUUCUGCACUCAAGCUCCAGUUGCUGCAAUAUAAUUGUAUUUUGUUACUACAAACAUACUUUAAUAAAAAGGUUAAUGUUUACUAUCAGUUCUUUUCAGUAGUGCAUGUCAUGGUAGUGUACCACUGUACUUCAUGUUUAUGGAGUUUUUUUUUUCAUGUGUUUGGCUAUUAUUUACUUUUAUUGAUGCUUUUGAAAAUCAACAUUGUGGCAGAAAUAGAGUCCGAUUAAAUUUUGGUUAGGUUAGGUUUAGGUGGUUGGGGAUAACAAAAGAGACCAAUUUUUGCAUUUCAUAAAUGGAUUUAAGGCAGUGGUUCCCAAACUGUGAUUAAAUUACUCUCUGGGGGUAAUUUAACAAUUUUUGGUGGGUAAUGGAGAGGUGACAGGAAAAAAGUUAAGAAUUCUGCAAAUCAAGAAAGCAUUGCAGUACCUGACAUAAAAGGAUUAAUGUUAACUUAGUAUGCAAAGUUGUAAAGUAAACCUAUUUUAAAUAAUUAUUUACUAUAAGUGAUUAUUAUUUACUAUAACUAUUAUAUAUAAUUAUUAAUUAUAAUCAAUAAAGUUAAACUGAAUAACAAUAAACAUAAAAAACUAAUAGACAGUUUUAGAAAAGAAGAAAUAUGUAUCUAAGUGUGUGGUAACCCAAACCAAUUUUGACAGGUAUUCUUCAAGACAAAAGUCAGUCAGUAACCCUGAUGACUCAUUUACAUGUCUAUAGUAUGCGUCAGUCAUCACUCACUGCCUGAGACUGCUUCUAUUCACCUUUGCCAGCGUGCAAUAAUUAUUGCAAAAUAUGAUAAUUUGGCUUUUCGUGCGACAGGCGAUAGCAUGCAUGCGAUAAGAUAAUACAAUAAUUUUCAUAAAAUGUAAUAUGUUGAUUGUUGUAGUAUUUUAAUUUAAACAUAUGUAUCAAUGUUGACAACAUUUUGUGAAAGGGGUAAUAUGCUUAGUGUGGCAUGUUAAAUUGGGUAACAAGCUGAAAAAAAAUUUGGGAACCACUGGUCAAGGAGACAAAGCAAGGACCUCGUGAAUUUCUUCUAUGAAAAUUUUAUGAUAGAUGUGAUCAAUCAAGGCUUUCCUAUCAACCACUCAAAAUGAGAGAGCAGCUUAUACAGUACAUUAAUAUUAUUAUUAAGAUAUGUAACUACUCACUCCAUGCAGUGGAGGAGAAUAAAAUUGCCAUUUGCUC
This is a messenger RNA of Portunus trituberculatus (swimming crab), 2941 nucleotides long. It is a transcript of the gene ProRS-m, whose product is annotated as probable proline--tRNA ligase, mitochondrial. The record is from RefSeq and is a predicted model, not a curated record. Lineage: Eukaryota; Metazoa; Arthropoda; Malacostraca; Decapoda; Portunidae. Gene Ontology annotation, cellular component: cytoplasm; mitochondrion. Gene Ontology annotation, biological process: prolyl-tRNA aminoacylation. Gene Ontology annotation, molecular function: ATP binding; proline-tRNA ligase activity.